AAAUCCUGACGUGUACUUCGUCAAAUAAUCCUGAAAAAUUCUUAGUUUCAUGUUGUUUACCAGCAUACGCAGCCAUGUCGGACACUGAAAGGCCAGUGGAUGUCAGUGGACCUACAGAGGAGAGACAGGAUCGCGGGGCGGACGGUGAUGGGACCGCCGUGUCUGAACGCGAAGCAUAUUUUCAGGCCCUGAGAUUAUGGAUCCAGCAGGCACAGAUCUACCAGAACCUCUCGACAUGUUUUCCCUACUACAUGAUGACAUUUCAGGGCAUGCAGAACAAUCCUACGAAUGUCCCGUUGCUCAAUAACAACUAUCAGUUUCACGCGCAGCAAUUCCCUUUUCAAGUGCCAAAUGCUGCAAGGAACGAUAAUCAGACGCCAAAUGAAGGUCUCUCUCCAAGCGAAGUAAUUGGCCGUCACGGAGGCUAUGAGUAUGUAAUACCUCCAUUAUAUAAGAGGCUUUUUGCAGAGUUUAUUGAUUUUAUUCUGCUGUUUAUACUGAAAUUGAUAGUCACCUUUAUGGCAGUUGAUAUGUUUGAACUGAUGUAAGUAUAGCGAGUAUUU
Hyposmocoma kahamanoa is the source of this 563-nucleotide messenger RNA. RefSeq lists its product as uncharacterized. The transcript is spliced from 2 exons. The coding region runs from base 75 to 548 and encodes 157 amino acids. The record is from RefSeq and is a predicted model, not a curated record. Lineage: Eukaryota; Metazoa; Arthropoda; Insecta; Lepidoptera; Cosmopterigidae.